This is a messenger RNA of Saccoglossus kowalevskii, 1898 nucleotides long. Its product is annotated as RNA helicase MOV-10-like. Lineage: Eukaryota; Metazoa; Hemichordata; Enteropneusta; Harrimaniidae. The record is from RefSeq and is a predicted model, not a curated record. Gene Ontology annotation, molecular function: ATP hydrolysis activity; RNA binding; 5'-3' RNA helicase activity.
AUGACAUGGAAGGAGUCACCAUGAAACGAAAAGGAAAACUUUUAGUUCUUGAGGUCGCUGGCUUGGCUGAGAAUAGACCAUCCAUUCUGAAAGGGGAUGCAUUAUUUGCUCAGAUCAGAACUGGUAAGAACAAAGCUGAUUUGGACUCGAAGACGUACAAAGGCUACGUACAUCAGAUUGAAAUGAUACAUGUACAUAUUGGAUUUGGAGAAGGAUUAUUGAAGCGCUUCGUUAAUGGUAUGCUGUUUGAUGUACAGUUUACUUUCAACCGACUGCCAUUGAAACUGCAACACCGAGCAGUGGAUCAAUGCAGCAAUAAAAAACUCGGUCUCAGUCCUGUCUUAUUUCCGCAACCAUUCAAACUUGAUUAUCGUUCGUUACUCAGACCACUGCUAUCAUCAAUCAGCUUAUUUGAUCGUCAGUUGGAAUGUAACACACAGCAAGUGUCUGCUGUGAAGCAUAUACUUAGUGGUUCAUCAAGACCAUCACCUUACCUUAUAUUUGGACCCCCAGGAACUGGCAAGACUGUCACAAUGGUAGAAGCUAUUAAACAGGUAUAUAAAUCUCUCCCUGGUAGUUUUAUCUUAGCAUGUGCACCAUCCAACAGUGCGGCAGACUUGAUUGCUCAGCGAUUACUGAAGAAUACGCCUGUUGCUAAGUCAACUAUUCUAAGAUUGAAUGCUCUGUCAAGAAACUGGGCCACUGUAAACCCUGCUGUUAAGGAUAUUUGUAACUUUGAUAGGGCUCAGGGAUUAAUACAUUUUCCAGAUAUGGAAACAAUGAUGAAGUAUAGAAUUAUAGUCACCACACUAGUAACUGCAGGAAGACUGGUUACGGCCAAGAUCCCACAAUCCCACUUCACUCAUAUCUUUAUUGAUGAAGCUGGACACGCUGUAGAGCCGGAAUGUACAAUAGCAAUAGCUGGUUUACUGGAUGUAACAAAUGACAAAGGUGGCCAGCUUGUGUUAGCAGGAGAUCCGGAACAACUGGGACCUGUACUGAGGUCACCAGUGGCGGUCAAGAAUGGUCUAGUGGCUUCAUUGUUGGAGCGGUUUAUGCAAACAUGUCCCGUGUAUCAACGCGAGGGACCUGACCAUCCCUACAAUGCUAAUAUGUUAACAAAACUUGUCCGUAAUUAUCGUUCCCAUCCCGAUAUUUUGAGACUUCCCAAUGACCUAUUCUAUAAUGGGGAACUGCAAGCGUUUGCUGAUGAGAUGUUACGUAAUUGUAUGUGUCAAUGGGAACUGCUGCCAAAGAAGAAAUUUCCCAUAAUUUUUCAUGGCGUGGAAGGAAUUGACCAGCGGGAAGGGAAAAGUCCAUCAUUUUUCAACAUUGAAGAAGUGGAGGUUGUGUGGGAUUAUGUGAAGGAAUUACUAGAAGAACAGAGAGGUGGAAUUCGACUGACACAAAAAGAUAUUGGAAUAAUCUCACCUUAUCGUAGACAGGUGCAGAAAAUUGCUAAAGUACUAAAGAAUAAGAACAAGUCAGAAAUAAAAGUUGGAUCCGUUGAAGAAUUUCAGGGCCAAGAAAGAUUGGUCAUUAUCAUCUCCACUGUACGUAGUACAAAUGAAGAAAAUCUACGAAUGGACAUUGAUUAUAAACUAGGGUUUUUGCGAAAUCCUAAGCGUUUCAAUGUUGCUCUCACUCGUGCCAAGGCUCUGUUGAUUGUGAUUGGAAAUCCAUAUAUGCUAGCUAAGGAUGCUUACUGGAAUGGUUUCCUGAAUUAUUGCCUCACCAGUAAGUGCCAAGAUAUUUUUUGUGGUAUUGACAUUGCUCAUUUUCUCACACUAGGAACAGCUAAAACCUUUGGCAAAAAUGCUGAUGAAGUUUUUCUACAAUAUACUCUUUGUGAAAUGAGCAGUUUUAAUACCACAUGUGUGGACCUCGUAUCUAGAUGA